AUGGCGGCAAAUAUCGACCCUGAAUUUGAAGUGGAGGAAAUUUUAGAUUCCAGGAAAUUUGUGUGUGAAAAUGGUAAUUUCCGAGUCUGGUAUUUUAUUAAAUUUCAAAAUUGUCCAGAUUCGGACAAUCAAUGGCUGCCAACUUCCUAUUGUAAUUGCCAUUCACUUGUGAGGCAAUAUUAUAGGAAGAAAAAAGAGCGUGAAUUAGGAGCUAAUGAAAAUGCUGUGGCCCCAACUUCGCCUUCUGCCCCCUAUCCUUCUUCACCCAUUCCCGGUUCACCUUCUCCGACUCCAUCGUCUCCUUCUUCAGAAUUUUCUCCUCUUCCUCGUCCAGUUUCUUCCUCUCCUUCUUCUUUUUCUUCAUCUUCUUUACCACUACUUAUUUCUCCGUCCCCUACUUCUCCGUCCCCAACUUCUCCGUCCUCAGCUUUUCCGUCCCCAACUACUCCGUCCCCAACUUCUCCGUCCCCAGCUUUUCCGUCCCCAACUACUCCGUCCCAAGCUUUUUCGUCCCCAACUUCACCGUCCCCAACUUCACCAGCUCCAGGUCCAGCUCCAGGUCCAGCUCCAUCUUUACCAGCUCUAGGUCCAGCUCCAGGUCCAGCUCCACCAUCUGAAAUUCCCAAUCCAGAGGGAAUACUAAAAAAAAAAUAAAUAAAUCAAAAAAGAAAAGAGUUAGGCAUAUCGACAAAGUUGCCAAACACAGGAUUUGCCACAACGUAAGUUAAGGUUUUUUUUAUAUUUUUAUUCUAAAAAA
Daphnia magna is the source of this 757-nucleotide messenger RNA. RefSeq names its product vegetative cell wall protein gp1-like. Gene Ontology annotation, molecular function: chromatin binding. Gene Ontology annotation, cellular component: pericentric heterochromatin. The transcript is spliced from 3 exons. The coding region runs from base 1 to 654 and encodes 217 amino acids. The record is from RefSeq and is a predicted model, not a curated record. NCBI's taxonomy places the organism in Eukaryota, Metazoa, Arthropoda, Branchiopoda, Diplostraca, Daphniidae. Gene Ontology annotation, biological process: chromatin organization; negative regulation of transcription by RNA polymerase II.